Molecule: messenger RNA, 1326 nt
Organism: Paraglomus brasilianum
Lineage: Eukaryota; Fungi; Glomeromycota; Glomeromycetes; Paraglomerales; Paraglomeraceae
Source: the annotation of a GenBank genome assembly
AUGUCAAUUCCAUCGGCUUACUUUGGCGAGAAUGUGAAGUGGAGUUUGUUAGGUUACUUGAAGUAUCGAGAGAAGGCUGAAGACUUUUCGAUGGACAAAGCAGUCGAACAUCGAAAUUAUCUUAAAGAUCUUGAAUAUGUUAUUUCGACUACAGAAUCUGGAAGAUGCCGUGAGCAAGCAGCAGAUGAAAGACAAUCUCUCGGUGUGAAGAUCUUCUGGCAAAGGGUACAAUAUACUGCUGGUGUUUUAGAGAUGGCUAUUGUCGAUAGAGUGCAACAACAGCAUAUCUUAACAGAGAAAAUCACCAUGACCAUGGAGCAACGGUUCACUGGCGGAGAAAAUACAUGUAAUAAGAGACAAAAGCUUAGCAAAACUAGAUACAAGGAUGUCGUUACAACAAAUUCUCAUGAAUCAUUGGAUGCUGACAAUUUUCAUAAAAUUGACCCUGACAACAUAGUGGACUUAACAGAGAUCUUAGAAAGUCAUGAUGACUUUGAAUUUGAUUUAAAAGAAUUCAAUUCAAUUUUCAAUGCAUCUGAUGUACAGUGUGCUCGUAAAGAAUGGUAUAGACUUGUUGGCAAACUAGCUGUAAUGCCUCCAGAUGAUGUGAACCAUCCACGUUGGAAAUAUGCUGUUGAUGUUAUAAACGCAUAUUUAACAGAGUUUGAGUUGGGGUGUCGGCUUUUACAAAAUCGGAACUUGUCAGAGCAUAUGUAUAGUUGUAAUUUUAUUGAGCCAGUUAUUGGAGGUGCAAUCCGGAGUAUCAAUCUCUUAGACUGUACGUGGGGUGAAGUAGAUGUUCAGAGCACAGCAGAACGAAAAAAUGAAGGAAAAGACUUGUUAAUAGAAGUCAAUGAAAUUGGACAUAAUGCAGAUGGAGUCAUUCGCAUAAAUAAUAACAAUGCAUAUGAAAUUGGCAUUCUAGAGGUUUCAUAUAGUCCACUCAAGAAGGAUCUAACAAAGGAUGCCAAUGAUCUGUUUAAAUUGAGACGAGAACUAAAAGAUUGUCUCAACUACAUUAUAAAAAAGGAGACACGUGCAGGACGAGGAGACAUACGUCCAAAUGAACUAAAAAUUGUUGGCAUGCAUUCCAGUGGCUUUACUGUAAAGGUUUUUGUAAUGGAACUUUGCAACCGAAAAUAUGUUAUUAAGCCCUAUGGUCAAUUUGAUAUUCCUGCUAACUUUCAUGACAUUCACUGCUUGCAGCAUGCAAUGGCAGUAUGUUGGCAGACACGGAAUCUGCUUAUUGGCACUGCUCAAUCUCUGAAGCGGAACAAGUACCAGAAAAAAAAAGGUGAUAGACCUAACGAAACAAAAAUUGAGUGA